Messenger RNA from Drosophila elegans, 781 nucleotides. RefSeq names its product glutathione S-transferase 1-1. NCBI's taxonomy places the organism in Eukaryota, Metazoa, Arthropoda, Insecta, Diptera, Drosophilidae. Gene Ontology annotation, biological process: glutathione metabolic process. Gene Ontology annotation, molecular function: glutathione transferase activity. The coding region runs from base 45 to 689 and encodes 214 amino acids. The record is from RefSeq and is a predicted model, not a curated record. The transcript has a single exon.
UUCGCUGCGGUCAGUUGAGGGUACGUACCGCAGGACUUUUCACCAUGGACUUCUACUACCAUCCUUGCUCGGCUCCUUGCCGUUCCGUCAUAAUGACAGCCAAGGCCCUGGGCGUUGAGUUGAACAUGAAGCUAUUGAAGGUCAUGGACGGGGAACAGCUGAAGCCGGAGUUUGUGAAGCUCAAUCCACAGCACACCAUUCCCACGCUGGUGGACAAUGGGUUCUCCAUCUGGGAAUCCCGGGCCAUUUUGACUUACCUGGUGGAGAAAUACGGACAGGAUGACUCUCUAUAUCCGAGCGAUCCCGAGAAGCGGGCUGUAGUCAAUCAGCGACUGUACUUCGACAUGGGCACCCUGUUCCACAGUUUCAUCGAGGCCAUCUACCCACAGCUCAGGAACAAGCAGCCCGCAGAUCCGGAGGCCAUGCAGAAGGUGGACAGCGCCUUCGGCCACCUGGACACCUUCCUGGAGAACCAGGACUAUGUGGCUGGCGACUGCCUUACCGUGGCCGACAUUGCGCUCCUGGCCUCCGUCUCGACCUUCGAGGUGGUCGACUUCGACAUUGCCCAAUAUCCGAACGUGGCCAGGUGGUACGAGAAUGCCAAGGUGGUCACUCCCGGCUGGGGGGAGAACUGGGAGGGGGUCCAGAUGAUCAAAAAGUUCGUCCAGGAAAACAGCCAGAAAGAUUGAUUCGAUAAAGGGAUCAGCACCGAAUUAUACCUCAGCACAUUGUUGCCAUAUAUGGUUAUAUUGUACUAACACAAAUAAACUCAAAGAUUGUA